GUAUAAAAGUUGCUGAGUCUCCCAGGUGCUCCAUUCGCUCAGCUUUGCUCUGCUCUCUGUGUUGCCAGAACAGGGAAGGGGUCACUGCUCAAAGAUGUGCUCCCGACAGAGCUCCGGAGGCUGCCAUGAGACGUCCUCCCAGUCCGGGGGGUGCCACAGCGGGGGCUCGUGCUGCCACGGGGGCAGCUCCUCCAGCUACCAGGCGCAGGGCUCCUCUUGCUGCGGGGGUGGCAGCGGGGGCUCUGCCCAGGUCAUUGUGAGCUCCGGCGGUGGAGGAGGGGGCUCCUGCUGCGGUGGGGGCUCCUCAGGCUACGGCAUGGGAGGAGGAUACAGCAGCGGUGGCUCUUCAGGAUCAAAGAGCAUUAUUGGAGGUGGAGGCAGUGGAGGGUCCUCUGGGUGCUGCGGUGGUGGAUCCAGCAGUGGUGGGUCAUCAGGAGGCAAGAUCAUAAUUGUAGGAGGUGGAAGCAGCAGCGGUGGAUCCUCUGGAUGCUGUGGUGGAGGCUCCUCUGGCUACGGCAUGGGAGGAGGAUACAGCAGCGGUGGCUCUUCAGGAUCAAAGAGCAUUAUUGGAGGUGGAGGCAGUGGAGGGUCCUCUGGAUGCUGCGGUGGAGGAUCCAGCAGUGGUGGAUCCUCAGGAGGCAAGAUAAUAAUUGUUGGAGGUGGAAGCAGCAGCGGUGGAUCCUCUGGAUGCUGUGGUGGGGGCUCCUCAGGCUACAGCAUGGGAGGAGGAUCCAGCUACGGCAUGGGAGGAGGAUACAGCAGCGGUGGCUCUUCAGGAUCAAAGAGCAUUAUUGGAGGUGGAGGCAGUGGAGGGUCCUCUGGGUGCUGCGGUGGUGGAUCCAGCAGUGGUGGGUCAUCAGGAGGCAAGAUCAUAAUUGUAGGAGGUGGAAGCAGCAGCGGUGGAUCCUCUGGAUGCUGUGGUGGAGGCUCCUCUGGCUACGGCAUGGGAGGAGGAUACAGCAGCGGUGGCUCUUCAGGAUCAAAGAGCAUUAUUGGAGGUGGAGGCAGUGGAGGGUCCUCUGGGUGCUGCGGUGGUGGAUCCAGCAGUGGUGGGUCAUCAGGAGGCAAGAUCAUAAUUGUAGGAGGUGGAAGCAGCAGUGGAGGAUCCUCUGGGUGCUGCAGUGGGGGCUCCUCAGGCUACAGCAUGGGAGGAGGAUACAGCAGCAGUGGCUCUUCAGGAUCAAAGAGCAUUAUUGGAGGUGGAGGCAGUGGUGGUUCCUCUGGAUGCUGCGGUGGAGGAUCCAGCAGUGGUGGAUCCUCAGGAGGCAAGAUAAUAAUUGUUGGAGGUGGAAGCAGCAGCGGUGGAUCCUCUGGAUGCUGUGGUGGGGGCUCCUCAGGCUACAGCAUGGGAGGAGGAUCCAGCAGCAGCAGUGGAGGAUCUGGCCAGAAGAUCAUUGUGAGCUCUGGAGGUGGAGGAGGUGGCUCCUCAGGAUGCUGCUGCAGUGGGGGCUCUGGCAGUGGCAGUGGCGGGUCCUCCCAGUCCAUGCAGCAGAAAUGCCCCAUUGUCAUUCCCAGCACCCAGGGCCAUCAGACCAAGCAGGCCUGCCCCUGGCCCCCCAGCCACAAGUAACAGCCCUGGCAGCUCGGAGCUCAGCACCAACAGCCCUGCCUCUGCCAUGGCACCGCUUUCCCUCCCAGGCCUGGCUGUUUUCCAGCUUCCUCUCAGCGUGUCCUCUUCUCCUCUCAUCCCUUGGUGCCGCCUCCCCAUGCCAUGAACUCCAGGAUCAUCAGCCUUUUGCCCUGCUGCUGGUGUUGGGACGUCUUUGAUCAGACACUUCUGCUUUUUCAAACAGCUAAUAAAUGUAAUCAUAUCGCAAAGCAU
Molecule: messenger RNA, 1822 nt
Organism: Cygnus olor (mute swan)
Lineage: Eukaryota; Metazoa; Chordata; Aves; Anseriformes; Anatidae
Product: loricrin-like
Exons: 5
Coding region: 95-1570 (491 amino acids)
Source: RefSeq, a predicted model, not a curated record